Messenger RNA from Thunnus maccoyii (southern bluefin tuna), 2929 nucleotides. It is a transcript of the gene tcea3, whose product is annotated as transcription elongation factor A (SII), 3. Gene Ontology annotation, cellular component: nucleus. Bases 304 to 2547 code for a protein of 747 amino acids. Gene Ontology annotation, molecular function: nucleic acid binding; zinc ion binding. Lineage: Eukaryota; Metazoa; Chordata; Actinopteri; Scombriformes; Scombridae. Gene Ontology annotation, biological process: transcription elongation by RNA polymerase II; DNA-templated transcription. The record is from RefSeq and is a predicted model, not a curated record. The transcript is spliced from 21 exons.
UCGUGCAUAUGAGGACGCAUUUUAAAUGUCUGAAACACAGUUUAAAUGACUUUGAAUGAAUCAUCUCAUAUUGUAGAUUUGUGUUGUCCCAUGUGUCUACUACAGUGUCUAUAUUUUUAGUUGUUGUCACGUGUCGUGGUGGUCAGCUGGGCUCCUGCAGCAGGACACGCCUCUGGGCUGAAUGGAGUGCGCCGUGCGUAAAGUCCGAUCUGCAGCGGAUCCAAACUUUUUAUUUCAUUUCUCGGUUUUUAUUGAGUAUCCAAUCGACGUUAUUCUUUCGCGCAAAGCCGAUUAAAUGCAGCGAUGACGCGAGAGGAAGAUCUCAUCCGGAUUGCAAAAAAACUGGACAAGAUGGUGUCUAGAAAUAACACGGAAGGUGCCAUGGACCUGCUGAGGGAACUGAAAGGAUUCAAUAUGACACUGAAACUUCUCCAGGAAACAAGGAUCGGCAUGUCGGUGAAUGGUAUCAGGAAGCACUGCACAGAUGAGGAAGUCAUUGCUUUGGCAAAAGUCCUCAUUAAAGACUGGAAAAGACUUCUGGACUCUGGCCAUUCUCACACUGACAAAACAGCCGAAAUGAAGAAUGGUGUUGACUCCAGCAAAACAGCAGCAUCUCCGAACAGAUCACCCUCUGAGACGCAGAGCAGUCACAGGAGACUGGACGUCAAGCCGAAACACAAUUUAGAUCCUGACAAAAAACACUCCGAUAAAAACAGAAAAGAAAAACACGACGACGAGCACAAAAACAAAAAGAGACACGCAGACGACCCCAGGGAUGAAAAGCACCUGGAUGGAAAUGAAAAGCAGGGGCAAGAAAUCAGAAAAGAGAAGCAUUUAGAAGAAGCCAAAAAGCCAAGAACUGGAGAGGAUCCCCAGCUGGAAAUAGAUAAGAAACAGAAGCAUGACCUUCAGAGUGAGAGACACAAGCCAGAACCAAGGAAAGAAAGAUCACUGGAGGAACCAAAAAAGAUAAAACAGGUGGAAGAACUCAGAAAGGAGAAACACCUUGAGGAGGGCAAGAAGCACUGCUAUGCAGAUGACAUGAAGAAGGACAAACACAGAGAAGAGAGCAGACACAAGAGGCCGAUAAACACACCGCGACCACCGAGUGAGCCCCAGAGAGACAAACCGACAGACGCUCACAAACCAAUAUUUGAAAGGAGAGGAGUCUUGGACAGCAGUGUUCUUUAUCCCACCCGGUUCCCCUCCCCUCCUCGACCUGCUCGGCCUCCCCUCCCAGUCAAACGCCCCUCUGUGGACGUGAAAAAAGACAGGAGGGACAGUAAAGAUUCUUCCUCUGGACAUCCUCGUCCUCACGCUCCUCGGUCCGCCUCUCCCCCGACGAGGCGACCUUCGCUGGAAGUAAAGAAAGAGAGGAAAGUUCCACCGGACUCCAACGCUCCGAUUGCACCCCUUUCUCUUCAUCCUCCACCACCAAGAAAAGAGCCUCCAGACCCCAACGCUCCUCUUCCUCCACUCCCGUUUCAUCUUCACCCUCCUCCUGCGCCAAAGCGGACAUCCCUGGAUGGGAAAAAGGAAAGGAAGGAGUCAUCAGACUCUAAACCCCCUUCACAGAAGAAGACGUCAGAUCACGUGAAGAAAGACAGGAAAGACUCAUCGGAUAGCAAAGUGUCUAAAAAACACUCAGUGGAAGCCAAGAAAGAAAGGAAAGAUUCGUCUGACUCUAAGCCGCCACUUCCCAAAAAGCCCAGUUUGGAUGGCAAAAAAGAAAAACACAGGAAGGACUCCUGUGACUCGAAGGCUGGUCAACCCGUGAAACGUCAUUCAACUGACUCCAAACCUGACAGGCGGGAAUCCACCGAUUCAAAGAAAAGCAGCUCACCUCCAGCAAAGAAGCUAGCAGGUGAAAGGAGAGAGUCUCAUGGCUCUAAGACCUCUCAGCCUGCACCUCCACAGAGGAAGCCCUCAACUGACAGCAAUGAAAGAAAGAGCAAAACUGAUGCAGCUAAAACUCCCACCACCCCGACCAGCCCCAUGUCGCCUGGCUUCAGCUCUGCCGGGGGUCCGCUGUCGCCUCACCUGGCGACUGGAGACUCCAUCAGAGACAAAUGCAUCGAGAUGAUAGCAGCUGCCCUGCGCACAGACAACGACUACAGAGACUUUGGAACUAACUGUGACAGCAUGGCGGCAGAGAUUGAAGAUCUUAUCUACCAGGAGAUUAAGGCCACUGAUAUGAAAUAUAAGAACAGAGUGCGCAGCCGCAUCAGCAACUUAAAGGACCCAAAGAACCCUGGGCUUCGCAGAAACGUCCUCGCAGGGAGCAUCGAGUUAAGCCGCAUCGCCACCAUGUCUGCUGAGGAAAUGGCCAGCGACGAGCUGAAACAGCUGAGGAACGUUCUCACCCAGGAAGCCAUCAGGGAGCACCAGAUGGCCAAAACUGGUGGCACCACCACUGACCUGCUGCAGUGCGGCAAGUGCAAGAAGAAGAACUGCACCUACAACCAGGUGCAGACACGCAGUGCUGAUGAGCCAAUGACCACAUUUUGUCUGUGUAAUGAGUGUGGUAACCGCUGGAAGUUCUGCUGAUGCCUUCCAGGUGAAACCACAAUUAUUUUUGAGCAUUUUGAACUUCAUAUUUUCUAUAAUGGGAGGGAAGGGAGUUCAUAAAUGAUUGCAGCUAGUGAUUUUUUUUUUUUAGAAAUAGUUAUAUUCUUACACUUUUUACUUGAAUUUCUGAGAUUUUUAAGCAUGUGCUAAUAAUCAAGGUUUUCUUUAUAUGGAAUUGAAGCCUGAACAUGAAUGUCAGUUCAAUGACUGAGUCAUGAAAUCAACCCAUUUGGAACACAUCAAUAAUAAUCACGGUGCUGUCAUGAUGGAAAGACUAUCAUAAUCCAGUUCAUAUGCUGUGUCAUAUUAUAGCCGUUCACUUUGUAUAUAUCAAAUUCCAAUAAACUGCAUACAUUAUCAA